CCUGCCCCCCUGGACCCCGCGGCGUCCGUCGGCGCCCUGGCCUGGGGCCGGGGCCCGUGCCAUCGCGGCGCUCCGCGGGCGGUCCCCGCUCGGACGCACACAUCGCCGGCUGGCCGCUGCGGGCCUCCCGGGGACCGCCGCGAUGGCCCUCAGGAUGGUCAAGGGCAGUAUCGACCGUAUGUUUGACAAGAACCUGCAGGACCUGGUGCGCGGUAUCCGCAACCACAAGGAGGAUGAGGCCAAGUACAUCUCUCAGUGCAUCGACGAGAUCAAGCAGGAACUCAAACAGGACAGCAUCGCCGUGAAGGCCAACGCCGUGUGCAAGCUGACCUACUUACAGAUGCUGGGAUACGACAUCAGUUGGGCUGCCUUCAACAUAAUCGAAGUGAUGAGUGCCUCCAAGUUCACGUUCAAGCGCAUUGGCUACCUCGCUGCUUCCCAGUGCUUCCACGAGGGCACUGACGUCAUCAUGCUGACGACGAACCAGAUCCGGAAGGACCUGAGCAGCCCCAGCCAGCACGACACUGGAGUCGCCCUGACCGGUCUCUCCUGUUUCGUCACCCCAGAUCUUGCCAGAGACCUGGCAAAUGACAUCAUGACCCUGAUGUCGCAUACGAAGCCGUACAUCAGGAAGAAGGCCGUGCUUAUCAUGUACAAGGUGUUCCUGAAACACCCCGAGUCGCUGCGCCCCGCCUUCCCCCGGCUGAAGGAGAAGCUGGAGGACCCUGACCCUGGGGUACAGUCGGCGGCCGUCAACGUCAUCUGCGAGCUGGCCCGACGCAACCCCAAGAACUACCUGUCCCUGGCCCCACUCUUCUUCAAGCUCAUGACGUCAUCCACCAACAACUGGGUGCUCAUCAAGAUCAUCAAGCUGUUCGGUGCUCUGACCCCGCUGGAGCCGAGGCUGGGCAAGAAGCUGAUUGAGCCCCUUACCAACCUCAUCCAUAGCACAUCCGCCAUGUCCCUGCUCUAUGAGUGUGUGAACACUGUCAUUGCAGUGCUCAUCUCCCUGUCCUCGGGCAUGCCCAACCAUAGCGCCAGCAUCCAGCUCUGUGUCCAGAAAUUGAGGAUAUUAAUAGAAGACUCGGAUCAGAACUUGAAGUACCUGGGGCUGCUGGCCAUGUCCAAGAUCCUGAAGACGCACCCCAAGUCGGUGCAGUCGCACAAGGACCUCAUCCUGCAGUGCCUGGACGACAAGGACGAGUCCAUCCGCCUGCGGGCCCUGGACCUGCUCUACGGCAUGGUGUCCAAGAAGAGCCUGAUGGAGAUAGUGAAGAAGCUGAUGGCGCAUGUGGACAAGGCCGAGGGUACCACCUACCGUGACGAGCUGCUCACCAAGAUCAUUGACAUCUGUAGCCAGUCCAACUACCAGCACAUCACCAACUUCGAGUGGUACAUCAGCAUCCUGGUGGAGCUGACGCGGCUGGAGGGCACACGCCACGGCCACCUCAUCGCCGCUCAGAUGCUCGACGUGGCCAUCCGCGUCAAGGCCAUCCGCAAGUUCGCAGUGGCACAGAUGUCUGUGCUGCUCGACAGCGCGCCCCUCGUGGCCAGCAGCACGCAGCGCAACGGCAUCUGCGAGGUGCUCUAUGCCGCCGCCUGGAUCUGUGGCGAGUUCUCCGAGCACCUGCAGGAGCCGCAGCGCACCCUGGAGGCCAUGCUCCGGCCCAAGGUCACCACGCUGCCCGGACACAUCCAGGCCGUGUACGUGCAGAACGUGCUCAAGCUGUACGCCAGCAUCUUGCAGCAGGAGGAGCAGGCCGGCCAGCCCGAGGCCGCGCAGCAGGCCACCCAGCUGCUGCUGGAGCGUCUGCCGCAGUUCGUGCAGAGCGCCGACCUGGAAGUGCAGGAGCGGGCGUCCUGCAUCCUCCAGCUGGUCAAACACGUGCAGAAGCUGCAGGCCAAGGCUGUGCCCGUGGCCGAGGAACUGAGCGCCCUCUUUGCUGGGGAGCUGAACCCAGUGGCCCCCAAGGCCCAGAAGAAGGUUCCAGUUCCUGAAGGCCUAGAUCUGGAUGCCUGGAUCAACGAGCCGCCCUCAGACAGCGACUCCGAGGACGAGCGACCCAAGGCCAUGUUCCACGAGGAGGAGCAGAGGCAUGCCAAGCCCCGGCAGGCCGAGGUGGACGAGGAGGAGCUGGCCAGGCGGCGGGAGGCCCGGAGGCAGGAGCAAGCCAGCAACCCGUUCUACAUCAAGAGCUCUCCCUCCCCGCACAAGCGGUACCAGGACGCCCCGGGCGUGGAGCACAUCCCCGUCGUGCAGAUUGACCUCUCGGUGCCCCUCAAAGUGCCAGGGCUGCCCCUGUCAGAGCAGUACGUGAAGCUGGAGGAGGAGCGGCGGCACCGGCAGAAGCUGGAGAAGGACAAGAGGAAGAAGAGGAAGAAGGAGAAGCGGGGCCGGCGCCGCCACGGCUCGCUGCCCACCGAGAGUGACGAGGACAUCGCGCCCGCCCAGCAGGUGGACAUUGUCACCGAGGAGAUGCCGGAGAAUGCCCUGCCCAGCGACGAGGACGACAAAGACCCUAAUGACCCCUACAGGGCCCUGGACAUCGACCUGGACAAGCCCUUGGCAGACAGCGAGAAGUUGCCAGUCCUAAAGCACAGGAACGCCCAGGCCCCCAAGCCCCCCGAGAAAGAAGACGUCCCCGUGGUGGAGAAGAAGAGCAAGAAACCCAAGAAGAAGGAGAAGACGCACAAGGAGAGGAGCAGGAAGAGGGAGGAGGGAAGGAAGGGUGACGACCUGGACUUCUGGCUGUCCACUACCCCGCCACCGGCCGCUGCGCCCUCCCCGGCCGCAGCCACGGUAAGAGUGCAGCUUGGAGUGUCUGCCGUCACGGCCCCGAAGGACGACAGCGAGGUGACAAGGAGGGAGCAGGUGGCCGACGAGGACGACGAGGCCCUGGAGCCAAAGGUGAGGAGGAAGUCCACACAGAAGAAGAAGAAACACAAGAAGGAGAAGGAAGAGCGAGGAAAGGACAAGAAGUCCAAGAAGCGGAGGCCGGAACGCGAGGAGGCGACCGAGCCCGUGCAGAACGGCGCGCCCCAGGAGGAGCCUCUGCCGCCCAUGUCCAGUUACUGUCCCCUGGCUGAGAACGCCUACGUCAAGAUGACAUACGAUGUGCAAGGCAGCCUGCAGGAGGACAGCCAAGUGACCGUGUCCGUCAUCCUGGAGAACCACAGCCGCAGCCUGCUCAAGAACAUGGAGCUCAGCGUGCUGGACUCGCUCAACACCAAGAUGGCGAGGCCGGAAGGCUCCUCUGUCCAUGAUGGCGUGCCCGUGCCUUUCCAGCUGCCCCCUGGCGUCUCCAACGAGGCCCAGUUCGUGUUCAGCGUUCAGAGCAUAGUCAUGGCGCAGAAGCUGAAAGGCACCUUGUCCUUCAUUGCCAAGGACGAGGACGGGGCCACCCAGGAGAAACUGGACUUCAAACUACAUUUCAGCUGCAGCUCGUACUUGCUGACCACGCCGUGCUGCAGUGAUGCCUUCGCUAAGCUGCUGGAGUCGGGGGACCUGAGCGUGAGCUCCAUCAAGGUGGACGGCAUUAGCAUGUCCUUCCAGAACCUUCUAGCCAGGAUCUGCUUCCAUCACCAUUUCUCCGUUGUGGAGCGAGUGGACUCCUGUGCCUCCAUGUACAGCCGCUCCAUCCAGGGCCACCAUGUCUGCCUGCUUGUCAAGAAGGGGGAGAGCUCUGUGUCCGUAGACGGCAAGUGCAGUGACGCCACCAUGCUGGGCAACCUGCUGGAGGAGGUGAAGGGAACGCUGGCCCAGUGCUGACCAUGGGCUACCCACCCGUCCGCCUCACCUCCUGCGUGUUCCAUGCCCGCACCCAUCCACUGUGGAGACACCCCCGGUCCCAUGUGGCAACGGUUUAUGUGUCACCCCCUGACUGCUCUCUCCAGCAAGAAGCCCCCAGCCAAUCCCCAGGCCAGUGAGCGGCACCCCCGGUUGCACUCCCUGCCCUCUCGGGGGCCGCCUCCUUGGAAAGGGCAGCCCUCUGAAGCAGCGGAACCCAGUGGGCAGAGUGGACAUGGCCUCUCCCCAGGACGCACAGUGGGAGGGCAGUAGCAGCCAGGUGCCGGGCUGAGAGCUGUCAGAAUGGCACAGGCUGGCUGGCCACGCGGUGGCGGCCCUUCUGUGACCUCUUGUUCAGGGGUGAGUCCUGGCAUUUCUCGUCCUGUCUUUGUCACUUUGCGCACCAUGCAUUCUGUCCCCAGGACGCCUCAAGUCAGGACUUCGGGCAGCAAGCGAGCACCCCGGGGUUCCUCGCUGUCUGCUCAGGUGGCUAGGGCUGGCAUUCUCUGCCUGCUGCCUCCUGGGCACGUGACUCAACCUCCCAAGAUGAUGGCGUGACCUUGUAUCUUUCCCUCCUGAUGAAGCUGUCACUUUAGCAUGUCGAGUGAUUUACCCCAGAGAAGGGCGUGUCCCCCAAAUGUCUGUGUGCUGCCGGCACGCCGUGCAGGCCUCGGCACGCUGCUGUCGCGAUCUGUGUCAAGAUGGUCCAAUAAAGUUGCAAACGGA
Molecule: messenger RNA, 4513 nt
Organism: Ochotona curzoniae (black-lipped pika)
Lineage: Eukaryota; Metazoa; Chordata; Mammalia; Lagomorpha; Ochotonidae
Gene: AP3D1
Product: adaptor related protein complex 3 subunit delta 1
Exons: 31
Coding region: 143-3769 (1208 amino acids)
Biological process (GO): anterograde synaptic vesicle transport; Golgi to vacuole transport; protein targeting to vacuole
Cellular component (GO): presynaptic endosome; AP-3 adaptor complex; endosome membrane
Source: RefSeq, a predicted model, not a curated record